Messenger RNA from Daldinia caldariorum, 2160 nucleotides. Its product is annotated as alpha/beta-hydrolase. Gene Ontology annotation, cellular component: cytosol. NCBI's taxonomy places the organism in Eukaryota, Fungi, Ascomycota, Sordariomycetes, Xylariales, Hypoxylaceae. Gene Ontology annotation, molecular function: triacylglycerol lipase activity; sterol ester esterase activity. Gene Ontology annotation, biological process: triglyceride catabolic process. The transcript has 2 exons. Bases 1 to 2160 code for a protein of 719 amino acids. The record is from RefSeq and is a predicted model, not a curated record.
AUGAUCGAUCACGUCCUCGGUAAACCUUCCGUAAAGUCGCGCAGGCUUCAAGUGCUUGCUGUACUAACCUUUUGGUCCCUAUAUAUUUAUAAAGGCAAUCGCCAUGGCCCACCCGUCGCUCGAUACCUGUCAAAGACCUCCUCCAGAGUAUUGACAGUAUGGCAGACCGUCGUAUUAACUAUGAUGUACCUUUAUGCCGCCCGCAACUUCAGCACGCUUGUCGGGCUUGCUAGUCCAGAACCGAUGGCCAACAUGUACGACGCCAAGUAUUUUCGGGCUACAUGGGUAUUGACGGCACUGGACGCCGGUUUCUGGACGGCCAUGAAAAUUAAGAGGAAGUGGAUGAGGGAUAUAGCUAGCCUUGCAUUUUCUCUCUUCUAUCUUGUGGCCGCAGAACGCGCGGAUGAGAAGGUUAGAAAGGUUAGAGGCGCGUUGACCGUUGACCACCUGCGAGUAAGCUGGAACAAGGGUACUACGCCAUAUCUACGAGCUGUUCAAAAUCUGAUGCGCCCCCGGUUCACACGGUGGCCACCGCGAGCGAUUCGUAUCCCUCGACCUAGUUCUAGCGACUACAAAGAGCCCGUUUCCGGAUGGCUGUACUACGACGGUCCCGUAUCGGACUUGGGGCACAUUAAUAAGAUGAUCCUAGACAUCCCCGGCGGAGGCUUUGUGGCUAUGGAUCCGCGAUGCAACGACGACAAGCUCUUCGCUUGGGCCGGAAAGACAGGUCUUCCAAUAUUAAGCCUCGAGUACAAGAAAGCGCCGGAGUUUCCCUACCCGUACGCCUUAAACGAAUGCUUCGACGUGUAUACGACAAUCGUCAGAAGCAAGGGCCGAUGUAUAGGGAUGUCAGGGAUGGAAAUUCCGAAGAUUGUGGUAACAGGCGACAGCGCUGGUGGGAAUCUCGCGACAGCGAUGACUCUGAUGUUAAUUGAGAGCGCCACAAGCCGUCGCCAAUCACCGAUCCAAGUGGAUCUUCCUCUUCCCGCUGGACUUGUACUUCUCUACCCUGGUCUAGAUAUGAACAUAGGGAACUGGAUGUCUGACGAGCAAAUGUCUCUAAUCAAAGACCGACGGGUGAGAGCGACGAACAAGGACUACCUGCGCCGGAAGAACAUGCAGUAUAACGACCUAGUUGGCACGCCUCAUCAAUCUGACGAUGAGGAUGAAGAACCUUCUGGCGUAGUCUCUAAUGCAAACCCUUCUACGCUAGACGCCAGUACUGACAGCAAUGGGCUUCGCAGUCCUCAGCCCGAGUAUUCUCACGCUAAUCGGCAGAUGUGGGCAAAAUCCGAACAGCCAGCUAUGACAUCUGACCGAAAUUCUAAGCCAAUGUCGCACAGACCCGAACCUAUGAAGACGCGUUUGGCCAUGGCGUCCAUGAUCUCUUAUUUCAACGACCGCGUGCUCACCCCUGAGAUGAUGCGCGCAAUGAUCAUAUUAUACAUUGGGCCGCACAACCGACCGGACUUUUCUCAAGACUACCUCCUCUCUCCCAUAUUAGCUCCAGAUCUCCUGCUGCAGAAGUUUCCAAAAACCUAUUUUCUUACUGGCGAACGUGAUCCUUUAGUGGAUGACACAGUCAUUUUCGCUGGACGCUUGCGCCGCGCCAAACAAGCCUUCCACUCGCAACGCAGUCCUCAGGGAAUGAAUGGGCUAAACGAUAUUACGGAUUUUGACGAAAAGGACGCUGCCGAGAUCGUCCUGAUCCCUGGUAUUAGUCAUGGCUUCACACAGUUUCCGAGCCUAUACCCACCUGCUUGGAAGCUGAUCGACCGCUGUGCAAGAUGGGCGGUAAACCUGCUCGACACAGCGGAGACGCGGACGAAGCAUGAACAGCAGAGCCUCCCACAGCGUCACCACAUACGUGUUGAGUCUAGCGGUGACGAGGACGGGCCGCUGGAAAUAAGUAUGACAAAAAUGCGAUCCCGAACGAUAAGCGAUGGUGUCAAGCCGCAGCCGAGUAGCGCAGAACCAAAGAAAGAUGGUAUUGACUCUGAAAAGCCGAACGGAAACACAAAGAAGAGAAGGACUACUGGGCGAUCCGGAUUUGGACAGAAAUCUAAGAGUAUUAUCAAGCUGGAUAGUUCGGACGAUUUACUUGGGCGGCGUAUGGAGGGCCUUGCGAGUUCCCUGACCGGAGCACAUGAUGAAGACUAA